Parnassius mnemosyne (clouded apollo) is the source of this 1041-nucleotide messenger RNA. NCBI's taxonomy places the organism in Eukaryota, Metazoa, Arthropoda, Insecta, Lepidoptera, Papilionidae. The record is from the annotation of a GenBank genome assembly.
AUGAAAUGCAACAUCCGAGAACUCGCUCUAUUGAGCGACCAACCGUGCUCAAUGGAAGGAAGGUUGAAUUACAAAAAGAUAACAAACGGUGGAUACCGUAACCAAGCAGUAUUUAAAGAAAGGUGGUUCAGACUUAUAAACAAUUAUUUAUUUUAUUUUAAAAUUAGUGAAAUGGGGAAAUUUGAUACAAAAAAUCCUGCUGGCGUUUUUGUUAUGGAAAAUUCAUCAAUUCAGAUGGAACAUGGACCAAGUAUAUCUUUCUCAUUUUCUAUAUCAUUUAUAGACGAACCUGAAAAGCGACAUAUUUUUGCAGCACGUUCUGAAGACAAUGUUGUACAGUGGGUAUUGAAACUACGACAGUGCUCUUAUGAAUACUUGAGAAACCGCUUGCACAUACUUCAGUCAAAGAUUUAUUCAAUAACUGGCAAGGAUCCCCUGUUGCUGGUUCCAAGAAAUGAAGGUGCCUGUCUUUGGGCUCCAUCAGUGCCUUUUUCAACUGCUCCAGCUUGCACAAUAAAUACCAGUUCUUUUAGCUGCCAUCUUCAUACCAAUGGUGCUUUUACACUCGAACGAAGCAAGUCGGAUGUUCAAGCUUACAAACUUUUACACGAGGCGUAUUCAAAAAAGGCAGUUUUCUAUACUGAUGAACAAAACAAAGAAAGUGAUUCCAAAGAUGUUAGUAAUAGCCAAGGAUUCGCAUUGGAGAAAAGCAAAACAUCAGCGGUGUUUGCAUCAACUUUAAAUCCUGUUGAUCUAUCAAUUUUUGAUAACCGACCUACGUACUCUCGGGCCGCACCAAGUCCUCCAGUUAGAACGAAAUAUUCACCUGGAAGUCGGCGAGCAGAAAUAGGUCAAGAUGUGCGGGUGUUUGCUGAACAAGGAAGAUACUUGGGUGUAACGGGUAUUUUAGAUGAUAUUCCAAUACCACCUAGAAGGAAGUUGUCACCUAAGCCUACAGAAAAGCAAGAAGUCAAUGUAGAAAAUAAUGCUAGUAAAGAAAAUUUGUCACAGGCAUUAACGGAAGAUCUUAUUAAAUUUUGA